AUGUCAAAAAUCAAACUUAUUUCAUCUGAUAAUGAAGAAUUUACUGUCGAUCGACCUGUUGCUGGAAAAAGCAUGUUGAUCAACAAUAUGCUGGAAGAUGUUGGUGAAUUGAACGUCCCAAUUCCUUUGCCAAACGUUUCUUCCAACGUAUUAAGAAAGGUGCUCGAAUGGUGUGAACACCACAAGAAUGAUUUGUACUCCAAUACUGAGGAAGAAAGUGAUAUUCGACUCAAAAAGUCAACGGAUAUCGAUGAAUGGGACAAGAAGUUUAUGUCGGUUGACCAGGAAAUGCUCUUUGAAAUUAUUUUGGCUAGCAACUAUCUCGAUAUAAAGCCACUGCUAGAUACUGGCUGUAAAACAGUAGCAAACAUGAUUCGUGGAAAAAGCCCUGAAGACAUUCGUAAAACCUUCAAUAUUCCCAAUGACUUUACGCCUGAAGAAGAGGAGCAAAUCCGUAAAGAAAACGAAUGGGCCGAAGAUAGGUAA
Schizosaccharomyces osmophilus is the source of this 486-nucleotide messenger RNA. It is a transcript of the gene skp1, whose product is annotated as SCF ubiquitin ligase complex subunit Skp1. The transcript has 3 exons. The record is from RefSeq and is a predicted model, not a curated record. Gene Ontology annotation, molecular function: cullin family protein binding. Gene Ontology annotation, cellular component: cytoplasm; nucleus. Bases 1 to 486 code for a protein of 161 amino acids. Gene Ontology annotation, biological process: mitotic cell cycle; SCF-dependent proteasomal ubiquitin-dependent protein catabolic process. Lineage: Eukaryota; Fungi; Ascomycota; Schizosaccharomycetes; Schizosaccharomycetales; Schizosaccharomycetaceae.